UUUUAUGUAAACAUAUUGUUGUUAUGACAGGUGAUUCAACAAGUUACCAUGGCUACAUGAUUAACAAACAAUAUAAACAAUUAAUUGUUUAUAAAAUAAUUUACUUUUGAUUGGUAAUAUUUAUUUGAAGCAUGGAUUGGACUACUGAUAAUGAUAAUUCAUCAAAAAAGAGCUCAAAAACAAUGGGUGAUAAAAAUUAUUUACAACAAUUAAUACCAAGACUUGGUAGACGAGCUGGUCAAAAUAAUUUACAAGAAGAUAAUACAAAAUUUGAUGAUGAUUUUUUGGAAGGUAGUGGUGUAUCAUCUGGUGCAUCAACUAGAAGUCGUCCUUUUGCUCCACCAAGAGCACGUAAAACUGGCUGGGGAGAUGAAUUAAAAAGUGCAAAAAUGAGAUCAGCAAAUUUAUUAGAAACAGAAAUAAGAAGAAGAUCAUCUGAAGAAGACGAUGAUAUUCCAGUGAUACCUGAUAUUGAUGAAAUUCAGGAAGACAAUAUGACCUCACCAGACUUAGCAAAUGCUCCCUCUGUGGGAAUUAAUCGUGUUGCAGCAUACAAAGAGCUGGACAGUGAUUUAUUAAAAAAUUCAUCAUUUGCAAUGAUAGAUGAUAUUAAUCUUUCAUUGCUAACUGAAAAAUUAUAUCCAGAUAAAUUACUUGAUGAGCCUGAUGAAGUUUGGAGCUGGGAUCAAUUAUUUAUCCAAGUAUCAUCAGAAUUAAACAGCGAAUUGAUAAAUUAAUUUUAAA
Molecule: messenger RNA, 744 nt
Organism: Aphidius gifuensis
Lineage: Eukaryota; Metazoa; Arthropoda; Insecta; Hymenoptera; Braconidae
Gene: IFT43
Product: intraflagellar transport protein 43 homolog
Exons: 6
Coding region: 132-737 (201 amino acids)
Biological process (GO): intraciliary retrograde transport
Cellular component (GO): cilium; intraciliary transport particle A
Source: RefSeq, a predicted model, not a curated record